CUCGCUGCAUUUUCCCCUGAAGUUCGCGGGAGGCCGAAAUCCACUGAAAAUAUUCCGAAAUCCUGAAAUAUUACCGAAAUAUUGUCCACAGCUGCGCUCGCUUCUGUGCUCUAAUGCCUCCAACUCUAAGUUUUUGUUAGUUCUUCAUCAGAGAUGCCGUCGAAGGACAAAGUCGCUUUUUUCUAUGACGGAGAUGUUGGGAAUGUUUAUUUUGGUCCAAAUCAUCCUAUGAAGCCACACCGACUUUGCAUGACAUACCAACUUGUUCUCUCUUAUGAGCUGCAAAAGAAGAUGGAGAUAUAUCGACCACACAAGGCAUAUCCUCAGGAGCUUGCUCAGUUUCACUCGGCUGAUUAUGUGGAGUUCUUGCACCGAAUAACACCUGAUACCCAACAUCUGUAUGCAAAAGAGCUAGUGAGAUAUAAUCUUGGUGAGGACUGCCCUGUGUUUGAGAACUUGUUUGAGUUCUGUCAGAUAUAUGCUGGUGGCACUUUAGAUGCUGCACGCAAGUUGAAUAGUAAACAAUGUGAUAUAGCUAUAAAUUGGGCGGGUGGGCUACAUCAUGCCAAAAAGUGUGAGGCGUCAGGUUUUUGUUAUAUCAAUGAUCUGGUUUUGGGUAUUUUGGAGCUUCUCAAACAUCAUACUCGAGUGUUGUAUAUUGACAUCGAUGUCCAUCAUGGGGAUGGGGUUGAAGAAGCCUUUUAUUUUACAGAUAGGGUUAUGACUGUGAGUUUUCACAAGUAUGGGGAUAUGUUUUUUCCUGGAACAGGGGAUGUUAAGGCUAUAGGAGAAAGAGAAGGAAAGUACUAUGCCAUAAAUGUCCCUCUCAAGGAUGGAAUAGAUGAUGCCAGUUUUACUCGUCUUUUUAAAACGAUUAUAGCCAAGGUUCUUGAAACAUAUCAACCUGGUGCUAUAGUUCUCCAAUGUGGAGCUGAUUCUCUUGCUGGGGAUCGCCUAGGCUGCUUCAACCUUUCCAUUGAUGGGCACUCUGAAUGUGUAAGAUUUGUGAAGAAAUUCAAUUUGCCGCUGUUGGUUACUGGAGGUGGAGGCUACACAAAAGAGAAUGUGGCUCGUUGUUGGACUGUUGAAACAGGGGUUCUUCUGGAUACAGAGCUUCCAAAUGAAAUUCCGGAUAAUGACUAUAUAAAAUAUUUCGGCCCAGAUUAUUCCUUGAAGAUUCAAAAUGGAAAUGUGCAGGAAAACUUAAAUAGCAAAUCCUAUCUAAGUUCAAUCAAGGUGCAAGUCAUGGAAAGCUUACGGUGCAUCCAGCAUGCCCCUGGAGUACAGAUGCAAGAAGUGCCUCGUGACUUUUACAUCCCAGAUUCUGAUGAAGAUGAGCAGAAUCCAGAUGAACGCGUUGACCAGCAUACUGAAGACAAGCAAAUUCAACGGGAGGACGAGUAUUAUGAUGGUGAUAAUGAUAAUGAUCACACCAUGGAGGAUGCCUUGUAAGACCUCUCUCUCUCUCACACACACACAUAUAUUUACACAUGAGAAAGCGAAGCUACGAGAGAUUGCUCCAGAGAACAAACAAGGAAGAACGAAUUAUAGGCGAGGCUUUUUGUUGCAAAUCUUGUUCUUCUCGGGUUGGCUUCCUGUCCAGUAAAUGUAUUUUUCCCCUAGUUACUAUGUUACCUAGAAAAACAGACAUGUUUGUCCAAAUUCGAUGUGGUCUAGGUCUAGUUCUUUGGCUAGAAAAGCUAAUGUGCAAAUGAUAAAUACUUCAUAUUUAUUACAGUUUGAUAUGGUUGGCGUAGUAGCAAACUCUUGGGUUCAAACUCCAGCCUUGUGUUCCCUACAUUUUUAUUCUCUUGUUUGGAAGUGAUUUGGAAAGUGAUGACAAGGUGUGCAAGUGUGAACAUCUGUCCAAGUGUCGAAAUAUGUCGACACGCGAUAUUUCAAGAAUGACGUAUCUGUGACAUUAAUGUAUCACUCAUGCUUUAAACCUCAAGAAAAUGUAUGCCAGUCUUAACUUUCUUUCUUA
This is a messenger RNA of Amborella trichopoda, 1984 nucleotides long. It is a transcript of the gene HDA9, whose product is annotated as histone deacetylase 9. Gene Ontology annotation, molecular function: histone deacetylase activity. Gene Ontology annotation, biological process: epigenetic regulation of gene expression. Lineage: Eukaryota; Viridiplantae; Streptophyta; Magnoliopsida; Amborellales; Amborellaceae. The record is from RefSeq and is a predicted model, not a curated record. Gene Ontology annotation, cellular component: nucleus.